AUGACCAGAUGCUUCAUGGGGGGCAUGUGCAGUGUGCAUGCACUUGGACAUGCAGACACAUAUGAGGAUGCUCGACGCAAGCUUGCCCGAGCAGAGGCUACUUCUGAUCUUCAAACAGACAAUGAUGUACCAAAGAAAAGACCGAGAAGGCGAUCCAUGAAAGCCCUGCCCCUUGAAACAAGUGAAGAGGAAUCUGAUACGUGUGGUGACGAUGAAUUGCCUCCCUCUCCUCCCAUUGAAUUUGGUAGCCAUUUUAAAGCAUAUAAGCCAAGUGUAAGCCAGAGAGUAACCAGCCACGUUUGCUCAAGAAGCACCAGUACACCAUGUAGAGUAAAUGAGUAUAGUGCCACCCCGACUCUGGGAGACCCGAGUGCCACCCCGACUCUGAGGGACCCGAGUGCCACCCCGACUCUGAGAGACCCGAGUGCCACCCCGACUCUGAGAGACCCGAGUGCCACCCCAACUCUGAGAAGCCUGAGUGCCGCCCCGACUCUGAGAAACCCGAGUGCCACCUCGACUCUGCGAAGCCCCAGUGCCACCCCAACUCUGCGAAGCCCCAGUGCCACCCCAACUCAGAGAAGCCCAAGUGCCACCUCAUGCAUGAGCAGUGCCAGUAGCGCCUCCUCAGAUCUUAACAAUGCCAGUAGCCUUGGAGAAGCCAUGUAUAUAAAAUUGAUAACUUUACUUGAGGAAGUGAAGGACACACAGAGAGUGCAUAGCAAAAUGCUUAACACUUUGUUGAAGCAAAGAGAAGCUUUGACAAUGUCUGAACCACCACAAGGAGCAGUGUUUCCGUUAACAACUAUUGAUGAUGUCCAGGCCAUGAACGAAGCUGUCGGACUUGGAGUUCAUGUCGCCAUGGUUGGAGAAAUUGGAGGUUCUUCAAUAGAUGACGCAACCCAAAGAAUGAUGGCAUUUAUAAUGUCACCUGACCUUGCACUGCAAUACAACCUCUUUGGACGUCAUGGGAAGAAACGCUUCAGGGAGCUACGUCUAUUUGAUCUUGUUUAUGGAGCACUGAAGAAGAACAUCCUUACAAAGGACCUAAACCAGAAGGAUGCGGAGAAGGCUCUCUCAAAAUGGUUUACAGGAGCUCGGGACAGAGGGGGCAACCGGGCCGUGAGAGCACAGAGGGAGUUCACCAAAAGGGGUGAAACACAGGCCCUCCAAUCUCAAGAUGAGACACAAAUCCAAUAG
Messenger RNA from Cheilinus undulatus (humphead wrasse), 1197 nucleotides. RefSeq lists its product as uncharacterized. The coding region runs from base 1 to 1197 and encodes 398 amino acids. The record is from RefSeq and is a predicted model, not a curated record. The transcript is spliced from 5 exons. Lineage: Eukaryota; Metazoa; Chordata; Actinopteri; Labriformes; Labridae.